Molecule: messenger RNA, 1052 nt
Organism: Drosophila biarmipes
Lineage: Eukaryota; Metazoa; Arthropoda; Insecta; Diptera; Drosophilidae
Exons: 2
Coding region: 399-542 (47 amino acids)
Source: RefSeq, a predicted model, not a curated record
CAACGUCGAGCCGAAAACACGCGACUUUGGCCGGAAAACCCGUGUGGCAUACCGCAUCAACAGCGGAAUAUCACGCAUACGCCGCGUUGAACCGAAAAGAAUUGCAAGUGAAGUGAUACAAGAAAAAGAAGCAGGCUCGUUAGUGGAAUUUUGUGCCUUUUUGGGCAGUUUACGAGCGGCUCGGCAUAAAUUGCUGGUCCCCAUUUAAUCCACCUCCGCCCCUCCGCUGCCCACUCCACAUUUCCCAUUUGCACGGCUGUAAUGAGGCAAUGAGACGCGGGGCAGCCGGAAAACCUACGGCGGGAAAAUCAGCCGAGGAGGAGCCAUGACAUCUGGAGUCUGCUGGAGUCUGGAGCUUUGGCCUCUGCCCGAGUGAACCGGAAAGCCCGAUCCCAGCGAUGCUGCGCGAUAUCUUUCUGUAUUUAGUUUUAAUCGUUUUAUUUUGCUUCAUUUUCAUGGCGCAGUUAAUCGUCAACGUUUACGCGUUCCAGCGCCAACCGUCGCCCCACAAAGCGGAGCGCAAUGAAAUUAUAUUUGUCUAGAAGGGAGACAAGCGCGCCCCACAAAACCACCCAAAACACACAGGAAAUAAUGUUUCAAUAACUCAAAAAAGGGAUUCAAACUGAAGAACAUAAUAGUCGCAAGUAGAAAAUACUGCAAAUAUAUAAGCAAAUACUUGUCUAAUAAAAUAUAUUUGUCUAGAAAGGAGACUGUAUUAGCAUAUUUUAAUUUUUCAUCAUAAUAUAUCACACAUUUAAAGCUGCUAAGUUAAUACUUUGCAUAGAACUACUCCUAGUUUUGAAAUUCUAUCAAACCACGGUCAUUUACAUAAUCAAAACUACCAUAAUAGGUCCUUUCUUUCGGUGCACCCUCGAGGGCAUGAAAAAGGAGGUUGGAAAAUGAAGAUGCUACAGAAGCAAAGGCUACAAGUCAAGCCGCGGUGGUUUCCAUUUAAUAAGAAAGGCAACUCAACUAGGUUCAACUCUCAGUUGAGUGAGAAAAGUGGGAAAAAGCGCAGGGGAUGAGGGGGAAAAUUCCGGGGAAAGCAGAGG